UCAGGAAGUUGCCCGAGAGCAGCCGGUGAAAAUGUCAACGUUCAUCCUAACAUUCAUACGGCAUGGCGAGACGCAGUACAACAGAGACAAGCUUCUACAAGGUCAGGGAGUGGACAUGCCUCUGUCAGAAACAGGUGUGCAGCAGGGAGAAGCCGUGGGAAAAUACCUCAGAGACGUCAAGUUCUCCAAAGUCUAUGUUAGUAACCUGCAGCGAGCUGUACAGACGGCAGAGCUAAUCCUGAAGAACAACACUCACUGUUCUGGAAUGGAGAUGGUUUCAGAGCCUUUACUCAGAGAACGGGGUUUUGGUGUCGCUGAAGGACGUCACAAAGAAGACCUGAAGAACAUGGCGAACGCUGCCGGUCAGUCAUGCCGUGAUUACACGCCUCCAGGAGGAGAAACUUUAGACCAGGUGAAGCUGAGAUUCAAAAAUUUUCUACAAGCCCUUUUUAAAGAAAUGCUGGAUAUGAGUGGCUCCUCAGGACAGGAAACUCCCUCAGUGGCACUUUCUGCAGAAGACGCCGCAAUGGCCAGCGGCGAUCUCCAGGGGGCAUCGGCCCAUGUUCUGGUGGUAAGCCAUGGCGCUUACAUCCGGGUGGCCAUUAGGCACCUGGUGGAGGACUUAAAGUGCAGCCUGCCUGCUGGAGUGAAGAUGUCACAGCUGUUUUCGCCUUGUCCCAACACGGGGAUCAGCCGCUUCGUUAUCACUCUGAGCCGAACCGAGUCAGGUCCGGUGCUUUCUGCCGCUCGCUGUCUAUUCACCAACAGAAAAGACCACCUGGAAAAGCUACAAGAACCGGAGUAGGAGACGAAUGACAGAGUAGGACCUCAGCAGUGGCACAGGAAACUCAAAUCAACAGUGUUUUCUUAAUAAUCAGCAUGAAAAUCACUUAGAAUCACUGUAUUAAACUAGUUCCUUCACACAUUACAGAGGGACGUAUUUCAUUUAUAAACAGGUAAUUUAGUUACCUCUUUUAUAACUUGAUACCAAAGUAGAGCCUAUUUAUUCCGUCUUUGUGUGCAGAUAUUCUUUAUUGUGCUGUGCAAUAAAAGUUGGAGCACUGAAUUGUGAAUUAGGGUAAAACCUUCUGUAAAACAGACUUUGUGUAAAGACACUAUAAAUGGGUAUAUCUGUGAAGAUUCUCAGUCAUCCAUCACUAUAAAUGGGUGAAAGGUGUGGCUGUAAUUUUUGUUUAUUGGGUAUUAAAUGAUUAGUUUUGGUGAACUGAAAAGCUUUAUAAGCUGAAAGCUUACAUUAAAACCUGACCUCAUUGUCUUGAAGACAAAAUGACUAAAGUAUUCCCAUCAUUGGGCAUAAAUUUGACUUUCAGCUCUAAGAAAAUGGUUUAAGACAUGUUUGAUUAUUUUAAGAGUUAAGCUGCUUUUCGUUCAUUGUCCUGAUUCUGUACGACUGUCGAUGCUCAUUGUAGAAAUUCGUAUUAAGCCUUAAAUAUAAAUUGUGUUUACUGCUUAAGCAGUAUAAUCAUAAGGUAUAAGAAACAAAAAAAAUCUAACUUUUAAAUUGAGUGCAUUUAUUCAGCAGGAGAAUAAAUAAACAAGAGAUUUAUUUUUCACAGUAGAUGCAGCCAUACAUAAAAGCUUCAAGCAGUAAAAAGUAUUUGAUGUAGUUUAAGGAAAAAAAAAAAACAACCUAAAACUUUAACCCCGAAAUAAAAAGACAUAAAAGUACCAGGCAUCUUUAAAAAAAAAACAAUUUUUAUAGAUUUUUUUUCAGGAUUACAGUAGAUUGCUGUGCCUAGCACAUAUGUUAAAAAAUAAAAGGAACAAAAACAAUUAGCAACAAACUACAAAAGUUUUUUCUCCUUAUUUUACAGAGGAAUCGACAUAAUGUAUGAAGCACGCGCCUGCAGUCAAGCUCAGGAAUCAGGCUUUCUGCUAUACAUUCAAACAUAAAAGGACAUAUUCCUUACCUUCACUUAAAAGAAAAAUUAAACAAAGGGACAUGUACAAUCUGCCGAUGAUCCAGUGAGGUUUUGUUCAAGAAGUAAAAACUAAAUCUAGCAUGAAAGAAAACAAUACGGCUAAACUUUUAAGUGUUUUUCUCAGUCUGGUCCUAAAUUAUUCUUAACUUGCAUCCAAAUAUCGAAGUUGUUCUUUCCGUGUCCUGAUCUAUGAUUUUGAAACCAAACCUGACUCUGAGCUGGUUAGUUUUUCCAGAAUGAGUUACCAUGGUGACAGAUUAAGCUCAGAAUCAAAGCUGUAUAACACUUCUGGCCCAUAGGAUGUUUUGGUUGCCUUUGUUUCCCCGAUACGAUUUAUAGUUUUAGUAGCUGAGAUGCUACAUGUAUCAGAACAUUUAUGAGAGUUAAAUUAUAAUGUGAAAAAAGUUGGUAAAAUGUGAUUAUACUUCAUCUGAAUAGAAUUACAUGUUGGUGUGAUGUCAUUCAGCUCCACCAUAAAUCUGCUAAUUCUCAAAUUGGUGCUGUUUGAGUCGCUGCAUUAAAAGACGUUUACUCUCCCACCAUGUUUUCCUAAAGGGGAACGCCGUUUUUUUUUU
Cyprinodon variegatus (sheepshead minnow) is the source of this 2518-nucleotide messenger RNA. RefSeq names its product fructose-2,6-bisphosphatase TIGAR B-like (gene tigarb). The record is from RefSeq and is a predicted model, not a curated record. The transcript has 6 exons. NCBI's taxonomy places the organism in Eukaryota, Metazoa, Chordata, Actinopteri, Cyprinodontiformes, Cyprinodontidae. Gene Ontology annotation, molecular function: fructose-2,6-bisphosphate 2-phosphatase activity. Bases 32 to 805 code for a protein of 257 amino acids. Gene Ontology annotation, biological process: fructose 2,6-bisphosphate metabolic process; regulation of pentose-phosphate shunt; negative regulation of glycolytic process. Gene Ontology annotation, cellular component: cytosol.